Molecule: messenger RNA, 2457 nt
Organism: Zalophus californianus (California sea lion)
Lineage: Eukaryota; Metazoa; Chordata; Mammalia; Carnivora; Otariidae
Gene: MEI4
Product: meiotic double-stranded break formation protein 4
Exons: 5
Coding region: 211-1371 (386 amino acids)
Biological process (GO): homologous chromosome pairing at meiosis; meiotic DNA double-strand break formation; DNA recombination
Cellular component (GO): lateral element
Source: RefSeq, a predicted model, not a curated record
CCUCCCCCAAUGGAAUCAAUGCAUCUCUUUCCACAACGAGUCACUUCGAGGAUUUCUUCUUCAUAAGGCCUCGAUUUCACUUUCCCGCUGGCAAACCCGAGGGGGCGCACUCCUGCGGAAAGCGACGGGGCGUUUCCUUUUCCUUCGCGGAGUCCUCCUAGAAGAACUGGGCGACGCCGGGCCGACCCAGCUCGGGGGACAGAAGCCAGGAUGGAUGAUCAAAUAUGGUAUUUGAGAACAUCAAAGCUGGCUCUGGCCUUGGCAAUUAUCCGCUCAACACCAGCAGACACAAGCAGCAGAGAAUAUACAGAGCACCUUGCAAAGGUGGUGUCUGAGCAGGAGUCAACAUGGAGAUCAAAAGUUCAAGCCUUGGAAGCUGAAGUUCUGCAAUUACGCCACAAACUUCUUCUGAGCAGGAUGCAUGCGGGAGUGUUUAAGAGUGGCGACCCAUCUUCUCAGUUGCAGGCUCAGGAACCCGGAAGUUCUGAAAAUACAUUAAGUCUGCUGGAAGAUUCUGGGUGUGAUUUAUCAAAUGAGCAGAGAAGUGAGCCUUCAGAGAUGACCCAGCAUCUUGUGGAGAGCUGCACCCCCACACCCUUUCUACCACUGCCCAUUGUGAAAAGACAUUGUACCACUCAGGAAAAUCCUCUGUCUUCCCACAUGCAAUUCUUGCAACAUCUACUUGAACUGAAGAACUUGACAGAAUCAGGGAGUCUGAAAACAGACUUAAGCCACUUUGAAAAUGACUUUUCCACAGUAUCUGAUUCUGUUUUUCAGUUGCUGGAUGGCCUUAUCACUUUUUACCGUAAACCCAAAUUUCCUUUUUCAAGCUUUUGGGCAGAAGCUGUUAAUACGUUAGCCAGACUGAUCAGUGAUUGUAACUUAUCUAAUCAUAUUCUUAAAAAGUGUUCCAAGAAGUUGGAAGAAUUUGAGAAAACCCUACUACAGGUUAUUUUAAGGAGCAACCAUAUAAAUCGAUUUCAGGUGCAGCAUUACGUUUCUCAGAGUCUGGUAACCCUGGGAAGUUGCAGCUUGUUGAGAAAAUCUAUAAUAUCUCUGCUUUUAUCAGAAAUAAACAGCUUCACUGAUGUUCUGGGUACCAUCGAUCAGGUUCACGCCGGUUAUGUGACACACUAUGAAAAUAUUUUCUCCCUGUUCUGGGUUCUGGAGCAGCUUCUUCAAAAGGAAACCAAAGAAGGCAACACAUCAAGUGUAGGGCAUGAUGAUCAAGAAAUCAAGAAAUUUCUUCAAAAGCAUGAUGAAACUAUUUUCCAACUCUCUGAUGCGUUUCCUUUAUUCACUUUUUAUUUAUGGAGACUGGGCAUUCUCUUGAACUCAGUAGAAACUGUUGAAAGUAACUCACUUCCUUAGCAAUUUACUAAAUGUCAGAAGCAUACUGAAGUAUGAAGAUCUUCUGCUUAAAAGAUUUUCAAGUAUAUUUUUUAAAUGAGCAUUUUAAGUGGAUCUCUAAAUAUAAUCAUUCAAUAGGUUUAAAUUGUAUAUAAAAGAUUAUGAGUCCUAUUUCUAUACUAAAAUCAGUCAGUUUCAGUUGAGAAUGUCCUUAUUUCCAUGUAACUGUAUUUUACAAUAUGUUACUCAAUAUAGUCUAGCUCUAUUAUUCUCUAUAAUGGACCAUUAAUUGUCUAUCUCAUAAACAGUAUUUACAUUUUAAAAGAUUUACAUGUAAUAGAUAGUAAAAGGCAACAGAAGAGAUCUUAAAGGUUUUGUUACUUUGUCAAAACAAUCUCUAAGUGGUUAUAAAUGAAAUUUUUAAAACUUUGUUCUUACAUAGUUUCAUUUACACCUUUGUCUAUCAUCUUAGAGGAUGAUUCUUUAACAUUUAUAAACAAAAUGGCCCUCAAUUUCAUAAAAUCAAAUUAUUUGUUAAGUCCUUUGAAAGUACGAAUUCAUUGUUUAAAAUGUUUGUUUUUCAAGUAUUUGUUUUGAUUCUGUUUAUUAUGUAUAAUAUUCCGGUUAUUGUUAAAAUGUAGUUAAGUCAUGUAUAAUUAUAUCAUUAAGGAUAUUUUUACAAAUCUAACAUCUGCCCAGAAAUAUACUUAUUGAAAGUAUAUUUAUACUUAUUAAAUGUAUUAGUUGAAUUUGCCAGUUACACAGUUUCAUUGACUUUAUUUCGAUUAUUAAAUUCAUAACCAACUAGCUUAAUGAGUACACAUUAUGUACUUACCUAUAGUGCAAUUUAGGACACAACAAAUACAAAUUUACUUUAUUAUUUAUGUGUGAUAUUGUUUCAUAAGUUAAUUACCAUUCCUAAAUGCCAUUGGUAUUUUAAAAAAAUGUAUAUAAAAUCAUAUCAUCAUCUGCUAUGGUUAUUUUUGGAAUUAUUUCUGCUUUGUAGAAAAGAAAGCCUUUUUUAUAAAACUCAAUGUAUAUAUCAGUCACCUAUUAUGUAACAAACUACUACAAAAUCUCAGUGGCAUACAAUAAAUAUUUCUUGAA